Heterobasidion irregulare TC 32-1 is the source of this 2445-nucleotide messenger RNA. RefSeq lists its product as uncharacterized. NCBI's taxonomy places the organism in Eukaryota, Fungi, Basidiomycota, Agaricomycetes, Russulales, Bondarzewiaceae. Gene Ontology annotation, molecular function: ubiquitin protein ligase activity. Gene Ontology annotation, biological process: protein monoubiquitination; protein polyubiquitination. The transcript has 7 exons. The coding region runs from base 1 to 2445 and encodes 814 amino acids. The record is from RefSeq and is a predicted model, not a curated record.
AUGGUCUCUGAAUCUGCUACACGUCCUGCGAAGCGCAUAAAACUGGAGGACUCGUCGCCCCCCGACAUAAACUUUGAAGAAACCGAUGCUACUGAGGCCGAAAGGGGCGAGGAUCACUGUACCAUAUGUCUUCAACCCACCGUGGAUCGUACAGUGAUACCCCUUUGCUCGCAUGAAUUCUGCUUUGAGUGUCUGAUGGUGUGGUCAGAGCAAUCCCGCAGGUGCCCGUUAUGCUCUCGAAACAUCGGAGACUACUUGAUACACCACAUACGCUCCAACUAUGACUACCAAAAGCAUUAUCUCCCACCACUUCGUACGUCCCCUCGUCCGCUUCAACCUCCAUCUAGGCCACGUACAACGCACGCAAAUUUCAGCAGACGUCCCACGCGUAGAGAACGCGAGUGGGGUAGGCGUGAGAGGGAGGCACAGGAAGAGACGGAUGCGCUCGAGCGAGCGAUUCGCAGGCGAAGAUGGAUAUACGAACAUCAUCUUUACGCGAAGCAUGUUGCGUCAAAUUCUUUCACGCGGUAUCGGCCAUACCCCACGCCGGCCCAGUUCGCAGCAUCUCCGGAUCUCAUAAGGAAGAUCACUAUUUUCUUGCGGCGAGAGUUGCAGGUGUGGCCGAAUAUGGAUGUAGAAUUUCUCACAACAUUCGUGAUCUCUCUUAUGAAAGCUAUAGACAUACGCGCGGAAUCUGCUGUCAAGCUUUUGGCAGAAUUCUUAGACAUGGAUGAUGGCUAUGUAGACGGUGGCCGCCACGUUAAUGCAGAGCAUUUCGCACAUGAAAUAUACUCUUACGUCCGAUCGCCAUAUAGAGACCUUGCAGUGUACGACACUGUCGUUCAAUACGAUGUCCCUUCGAAUAUAUCUUCCCCUCCCGACCACGAGCGCAGCAACCGGUGGAGACCCACUUCUCAUUCUGACUCAAACUCGAGCUCCAACUCGCCUUCACCAUCGUCUUCUCGCCGACGUUCCCUUUCAUCAGGAUCAUGGCGUCGAGGAACGCCGUUUCGGUCUACUCGAGGCUAUUCCCAGGAAGGAUCUCGUAGCCCAACACGUGGCCACACUCACUCGAGCAAGAGAACUGGCGAAGCUUCUCGAUUCGAAGAACGUAGUCGACGUGGGGACUCUGACAAUGAGAAGGACGACCACUGGCGCUCCCGAAGGUCACGAACUGAUGAUAUCAAUAGCAAGGGAAAGCGGCGAAUGCACGAGUCCACGUCGGGACAUGCUAGCACCCCAAGAACCCCACGCCGCACUGCAGAACGUGGUUCAGCAACCGAACGCGGGGAUGUCGAGGCUGACAUAGAAGACCAGAACGCGCCAGAUCAUGUCGGGCGCAAUAUUGACCGAGGAAAUCGCGAUGCAAUUAAGCAAGGUACAGUUCCGGGGAAGGCAUAUCGUGAUCCCGUUCAUAUACCGAGACUUUCAUUGAUCGAUAACGAAGCCCCAUCCGGGAUGCCGAAUUCGUCCUCACGGCCGCAUAUCCCUCGCACAGCGCUGUACACUGCACACGCCCAUCUUCUGUCCUCAGCGCGAGUCCGCCAUGGCCCAGGGCCUCAGGACGUCGUCGAGCUGUCAACAAAUGCUGGAGAUGUCAAGAACACUAGUAGUGGGCAUAUUAUGUCUUCUGCCGCCGAGUUUUCGCAGAGCACACGCAGCUCCCUCCUGAUCCGGGUGUCGGGUGGUACACCUGCCAACUCCACCUCGUCGCUAGGCUGCAAUGCUGACGAGCCUCCCGAUCUUGGCGAGUCGUCCCAUCCCGCAGUGCAAUUGUCGGCGCCGGAGAUCAUGGCUCGCACAAGGGCUCGUUUGGCCAAAAUGAAGUCAUCCGCAUCGGAGGAUUCCACUCAAUCCAAUAUUAACAUGCCGUUGCCAUUAUCCGCAACAGCGCAGCGCAGCCAACAACUCAACUCUGAUGAGAUGUCGCCUGAAAGUUCUAAAACGUCCGCAGGAAUUUCUCCUCGAGCACCGCCUUCGAGUUCAAGAUCGGCUCUUUCAAAGUCGAUAACUCCCACUUUGUCUCCGAGAUCGCCGCCGGCAACUGACGUAAUAGUCGAUCGCCGUCUGCGCCUUGUCGACAAACUGGCGUCUGAACGACGCCUUACGCAUAAACAGUUAGACCUUGGGCCUAGCAUUCCCGACGGUGACACCACGUUAUAUAGGCGCUCGACCUCGCCUGUUUCUAUGACGGGUGCGCCUUCUUCGGGCUCUGCACUGGCGGAGGCCAGACUCCGGAUGCAGGCACAACAGCACGUCAGACUUGUUGCUGCACGACGUGCUGCGGGUCAGCGCACGAGCGCACUCAUUUCAUGCGACGACAAAGGUAAUAUCGUCCCUAGCGGAGUUGAUGCGGACCCACGUAUAAGCAGGGAUUUGGGUUCAAGGUCGUCCGACGAGUUUGAGCGCGAGGAGCAGCUGCGCUCACAAUUACGAGCUAGAUAG